This is a messenger RNA of Ornithodoros turicata, 1689 nucleotides long. Its product is annotated as succinate--hydroxymethylglutarate CoA-transferase-like. Gene Ontology annotation, molecular function: catalytic activity. The transcript has 12 exons. The coding region runs from base 135 to 1433 and encodes 432 amino acids. Lineage: Eukaryota; Metazoa; Arthropoda; Arachnida; Ixodida; Argasidae. The record is from RefSeq and is a predicted model, not a curated record.
CUCCGUUGCCGAUCACGGGACUAGUGCAAGUUUCGGUCGUGGUUUCGGUUUCCUUCGGUCAAUUGUUUCUCACAAAGACUUUUAUCUUUAUUGCUACCGCUACGAGCUAGUCGUGUUUUUUGCAGGAGCUAACGAUGGCAGUUUUGUUGAGAGACAUGAGACGUCGCAGUUUACGGAUCUUGUUACGGCUGCCAGUUGAUGCUUCCGAAAGAUACAAAAAUGGAAGUUACAUCGCAAAGUUGAAGCACACGUCUACUGGUCCCUUGGCUGGCAUCCGAAUACUGGACUUAACUCGAAUAUUAGCGGGACCCUUCUGUUCAAUGAUUCUUGGUGAUAUGGGAGCAGAAGUCAUCAAAAUCGAAAAGCCAGGUUCUGGAGACGAAACCAGAAAUUGGGGUCCCCCUUUCAUUGGGGAUCAGAGCUGUUACUUUCUAGCAAUUAAUAGAAACAAAAAGGGAAUAGCAGUGGACUUGAAGCGUCCUGAAGGCGUCGAUGUUGUAAAAAAGCUAGCCGAGACGUGCGAUGUCUUCGUUGAGAACUACAUGCCUGGCAAGUUAGACUCCCUCGGGCUCGGCUACGAAGAUAUCAAAGCUGUGGCUCCAAACGUGGUGUACUGCUCAAUAUCUGGCUACGGCUCUAAGGGACGCUACAAGGACAGAGCUGGAUAUGAUGUCAUCGCGGCGUCCAUGGCUGGAUUACUGCACAUCACUGGGCCAGAAGGUGGCGACCCCUGCAAAGUUGGCGUUGCCAUGACUGACCUUGCAACGGGGCUGUAUGCUCACGGUGCCAUCUUGGCUGCUCUACUGCAGCAGAAACUCACGGGCACGGGGCAGAAAAUAGAAUGCAACCUGUUUUCUUCUCAGGUAUCGCUACUAGUAAAUGUUGCAUCAAAUUACUUGAAUGCCGGGAUUGAAGGCAGCCGUCUUGGAACCAGCCACGAGAGCAUUGUGCCAUACAAUGCGUUUCAAGUCAGCGACGGAUAUCUCACAGUUGGAGCAGCCAGCAACCACCAAUUUGCUGUCCUAUGUAAAGUUUUAGACCUCACGGAACUGCUGUCAGACAGCUGCUUCAAAGAUAACGAAAGCAGAGUGAAGAACAGAAAAAAACUCACAAACAUUCUGCAGGCAAGAUUCAAGACAAAGACAACUUCGGAAUGGCUCGAGCUCUUUGAAGGCUGCGGAAUUCCGUACGGACCGAUUAACAGCAUUGAGCAGGUCUUCAAUGAACCCUUGGCUCAAGACAUGGUCGUGAAGCUUCAGCACAAGACGGCCGGGGAGAUAUCGCUUGUGGGUCCAGCAGUGGCAUUUAGCGAUGCUUCCAAUACGGUGAGAUCACCGCCACCUCUUCUAGGUGAACACACCGAUCAGGUGCUGUCUUCCGUUCUCAGCUUGGAUCAAAUACGUGACCUCAGGACCAAGAAAGUGAUACAGUAGGCCUUCCUAAUCUAAUAUCCGAAGGUCGCCACCGACUACCAACAUAGUGCUGUUCUGGAAAAUGUUCCCAGAAGCCUGUGUGUGCAAUGUUUGGAGAGUAAUUUUGUGCAGUCGAAUCUUUGUAACAACAUGAUUGUCAGUCGUGUGCCUUGGAGUGCAUGCUUUGACAAAUAGAAGAACUGCACAAGAGACAGUGCUGUUAUUAAAAUAUUGUAUAUUCUCUUGGAAAUGUUGAAUAAAAAAUAACUUAUACUUU